GACAUGCUGGGAACUCGUUGGCGGCAGUAGGGCGGUUGCCGGGGCAACGGGACGCGGAGUGGGCGGACAGCGGCCUGGAGAUGGCGCGGAGCGGCCCGGGGUCGGCGGGGAAAAAUCCCCCGGAGAGCGGCCUGGAGCCGGCGGACAGCGGCCCGCAGCAGGAGCGCGACCUUCGGCGGGAACACGCGCCUGAAUCAACGAAGAUGGUAGGGAUUUCCACGUCGCUGAUUGCUGAGAGAAAUUUACUUCUGUGUGCCGGGGAAUACAAACUGGAAGAUAUAAAAGAAGCUCUGACAAACCUGAUGACUGUUCGGUUGGACCGUGAGAAUAUCAACGUCCUUGGAAAUUUUGAGCACUUGGAAAAUACCAGCAGUCUUUACCUCCAACAGAAUCAAAUUACGAAGAUAGAACAUUUAGAAUCACUUCAAAAUUUAAGAUUUUUGACCCUGGCUGGCAACAGAAUCCAGAAGGUGGAAAAUCUUAAAUGCUUACAGAAAUUGGGAUUCUUAGACCUCUCAAAUAAUCAGAUUGAACAAGUGGAUCCAGGUGAAUUUCCAGAGAGCCUUAUAAUUCUGAAUAUGUCGGGCAAUGGAUGUACAAAACAGGACGAGUACAGGGAGCAGAUGAUACAAACUCUCCCUGCCCUGCAGCAACUCGAUGGCGUCUUUGUCCAAAGAAGGAAAGAUCCAAACGAAGCUGAUGAAGGUGGAGACAAUCAGGAUUCUGAGGGUUCCGAAAAUGAGGAGGAUUCCGAUGAACUGCACGACUCUGAGUCUGAAAAGAUGCAUCCACCACCUGACAUCUCCUAUUCAUCAGGAAAAGUUAAAGAAUUCUUCGCCGAGCUUCACAAAACAAUGGUCCGUCGGUCUCAAGAGCGGAGGAAGGAAGUCGAAAAAAACCACGAGACGAGGCUGAAUGAAAUGCAUGAGAUCCGUAACCAGUUGGCACGGAUGCGAUGCGAACUGAUAGGAGCGAACGAGAUGUCUAGUUAUCCAAAGAGCGAACCAAAUUGUGUGCGAAAAGGGGAAGGUGAACAAAAUGAAGAAGAUCAGGCUUAGGCUGAAAUCUUGGCUUGAGAAUCCACGGCUGCUGUUGUCACAUAUAUAACUGGGAAACUAGUUCAAUCAGUUUUAACUACUUCAGUUGGAAGAAUUAAUUUUUAUCCGGUUCAUACUUAUCAGAAAAGAAUUCUGAUCAUUUUCAAAAGACCAGUGAAGAAUUGGGGCAGAGCAAUUUUGUCAUUGAAGGGGUCGGAAAUUUAUUUGAAUCAAAUUAAAAUUGAAAGAAACCUCUUCCCUUAAUCCCCACCUUUUCUUUGCCUCGCUAGAUAAAUCUUCUGGCCUGUGUGUACAUAAGCCCAUGUUCUUUCUGUAGAGGGAGUGAAGGAUUUACAGUGCUCAGUUGUUCAAGCUGUAAAUACUCUGGAUGGUUCUCUAUUGAGCCGUAUAAUUCAGGUUGAUCUCAGCUUCAUCUCGGAGAGAUUCAAUAACUUGAGGCUCGGAUGAGAUGUGUAUUCGGUGAAUGGAAUGAAAUAUUUUAUUGUCAUAGGUGACUAGGCACAGUGAGAUUCUUUCCUUGCAUACUUGUCAAAACCCCUCAAGUUAAAACUCUGCUAGUAUUAGCAUUGCAUAAACUGUCAUGCUCCUCAUAACCUCGUUCCAUUUUCAUCUGUCUCAAGCAAUAUCACUUUUCUUUUCUCCAUAAUGUUUAUUUAACCUCUUUAAAUAUCUCAGCUGCCCAUCCACGUAUUUUUGUCUUUUUCCAAUUUGUCAAACUAAGGAGAAAACUUGAUGAAUUUGACGUCUACCAAGUGGACAUCUCCUCCAAGCCUCAAUAGUUAGCGGGCCUCUCAGACAUCAACCCUAGGUCUGUUCCGGGAGCCCAUCGCCAUAUUUUUCCUUUAUCCAAUUUGUCAAAGUAAGGAAUAAAGCUGAUGAGUUUUGACAUCCAUCAAGUAGACAUCUCCUCCGAGCCUCAAUGGUUAUUGAAUCUCUGAGAUGAAGGAUAGAGCAACCUGAUUUAUAUGACUCAUUAGAAAACCAUUCAGAGUAUUAACACCUUGAAUUUACACCUCCAUAUCUCAAGAGUUUAUUGAAUCUAUCAACAUGCUGCGCCCUUUAUUUUUUUUAAAGUUAUAUCUUAAAUCAACUGUAUGUGUAAAUCUGUUACUGAUUCCAUCCAAAUAGUUGCCAUGCUUUACCAUAGUUUCUUGUUGGUUGUUUUUCUAUCUCUGGACAUUGUGGAAAAAAAGACUACAAUUUUUGGCCCUCCCCAACUCUAUUUGAGGAACAAUUCUCUCAAAACUGCACUCCUUCUACAAUAUUUACAGUGGCACUUUAUGUGUCACCUGUACCGAGGUACAGUGGAAUUCAUUUUUGUAAACGGUUCAGUACAAGUAUCACUGUACAUAAGCAUUUAGAUACGUCUUAGAUAAGCAUCUCAGAUACAGUACAAGUGUACAGCAGUAGUACACUGAAGAGCCUGUCCCACAAGCAUGCGACCGCAUGCGGCAAGCGCGAGCUAACGUGGUCGCUUGUGCCGUACAGCCUCGCGGGGUCGGUCCCACUUCGAUCGCCGGAGCCGUAUGCAGAGCUGGUCCCGAAAUUGCGCGGGGCUCCGAAAAACUGACUGUCCAAAAAUUCCGCGUGGCAACGGCCUGCCGGCUCGCGGCCGCAGUGAGGCCA
Leucoraja erinaceus (little skate) is the source of this 2684-nucleotide messenger RNA. RefSeq names its product leucine-rich repeat-containing protein 46-like. The transcript is spliced from 8 exons. The coding region runs from base 81 to 1058 and encodes 325 amino acids. Lineage: Eukaryota; Metazoa; Chordata; Chondrichthyes; Rajiformes; Rajidae. Gene Ontology annotation, molecular function: protein binding. The record is from RefSeq and is a predicted model, not a curated record.